AUGCAAUCAUCAUCUGUAAUAAAUUCAUCAAAUAAUCAAAACUAUUUUCCUUCACAAGAAGAUCGUACACAUAUUUAUCAAUUGUUAAAUGAAUUAGAUAAUGAUCAAUUACGUUUAAUUCUUACAAAACAUUUACGAAAUUCUUCAAUACUAAAUGAAAUACAACAUUAUACACGUACACGACUAUUUCAAGAAUGUUUUACACUUAUUGAGAAUUGUUAUACAAGUGAAUUAGAACAAACAUUACUGGCUUUAAGACAAAAACGUUGUCCACCGGAUUUUUAUCAACAGCAACAACAACAACAAACACAAGCAACUUUUCGAGCAUCAUACAAUCAAGAACAACCAGCUUAUUAUACACAUACAACAAUACAAUAUAGUGGACAACCAAACUAUCGUUUACCGUCGUCAACGGCAAUACCACAACAUCCACGAGCAACUCGACCGAAUUUAAAUCCUCCUCAAUCAACUAAUGGUAAUGAUCUUCGUCCUCCUCAACAACCUUCAUAUAUAACUUCUGUUAUUCCUCAUCCACAACAUAUAAGAUCUUCAUCUCCUUCAACUGCAUCUAUGGCAAAUAAAUCAUCUACAUCUGUUAUUCAACAAUAUCAAAUUCCAAUAUUAUCUGCGCCACCGUUUGUCCAAACAGCUUCAUCUUCUACUCAUCAAACUCCUAUUUUACCUGCAACAAGUAAUUCACAACAGUCAACAAAUAAUUCACAGCAUUCAACAAAUAAUACGCAGCAUUCAACAAAUAAUUCACAACAUUCAACAAAUAAUUUACAAUAUUCAAUAAUGAAUAAAAUAAAUUAUAAAAAUUUACCAUUUUAUCAAAUAAUAACAUGUGUUUAUGAACGUUAUAAUAUAUUUCAUUAUGAUACAUAUAGAAAACAGAAUUCAUCAUAUGACGAAUUUAUUUUACCAUUAGAUGUAUGUAAUCAAUUAGGUUUAUCAUAUGAUUAUGAUCCUAGUCUUAAUCUUCAUAAAACAAAUAAAUGUCUUUUAUUACGUCUUGCACGUAUUGAUCAACCAGCAACAUUUCAUGGACAAUAUGAAGAUAAUCUUCCACCAAAUUUAGUUGUUAUUGUUAAUGGACAUAGUUUAACAAAUUUACCUUUACCAAAAGCUUCUACACGACAACAAAGUGAUUUGAUACGUAUUGGUCGUGAAGUUGAUAUAACAUCAUAUAUUAUGUUUAAUCCAAUAUUAAAAAAUGAAAUUCGAAUAACAUGGUCAUAUCGCCUAGAUAAUACAAGUUUACAUGUACAAUAUGCUAAUGCUAAAUAUGCAUUACAUAUAUUUCUUGUUGAACACUUAACAAUUGAUAAACUAUGUGAUAAAAUUAUAAAAAAACCAUCGAAAUUUUAUCGUCAAGAUUUAGUCAAAUUAUUAGCUAAAGCACGUGCUAGAGAUCGUGAUCUUGGUUUAGAAGUUAGUGAUCAAAAAUUAAAAUUAACAUGUCCAAUUGAUCAAAGACGUCUAAGAAAACCUGUACGGGCAACAACUUGUCAUCAUUUACAAUGUUUUGAUUUAACAAAUUAUAUUGCUUUAAAUGAAAAGUCAAACAAAUGGAUAUGUCCUGUUUGUAAUAAAUCAGCUUUAUAUGAAGAUUUACAAAUUGAUUCAUAUACAGAAUCAAUAUUAAAUUCAAUAAAAAAUGAAAAUAUAGCCGAAAUAACAAUUAAUCCUGAUCUUCAAUGGAUACCGGUCCUACAAUCGAAAAUAGAAAAUGAAUCAGUUGGUUCUGAUUCAAACAUAAAUUUAACUUCAUCAUCACAUGAUCCUAUUUUAAUUGAUGAUUAA
Messenger RNA from Rotaria sordida, 1803 nucleotides. The record is from the annotation of a GenBank genome assembly. Lineage: Eukaryota; Metazoa; Rotifera; Eurotatoria; Philodinida; Philodinidae.